UGCAGCAAUAUGAAAACACUCGUAGAACUAAAAGAAGAAGAGGAGGAGCAGGGAGAUGAAGAAGAAGCAGAUGAAGAGGUUUUUAGCCUGGAGCUGGAGCGAGGUGAAAGAGGGAUUGGUCUUGCUCUAAUAGACACAAGGGACACUUCUUUGAAGGCGAAGGGCAUCUUUAUUCGUGCAGUGGUCCCAGACUCUCCAGCUGCCCGGUGUGAGAAGCUGUUACCAGGAGACAGGAUCUUGGCUGUUAAUGGAAUCAGCCUUCUUGGACUGGACUACCAAAACGGGAGGGAGCUGAUCCAGUCAUCAGGGGCCAGACUGAGGUUACUCGUGUCCAGAUCAAACUGGAUGGCUAAGAUUAUACAGAAUGAGUGCUGACGCUACAUUUGCUGAGAGACUUGUGACAACCAUCAGCACUUAAAGAUGAUUCUGAGAGCUUUUGGAAUUUUCAAGUUAAAGGAUAUGGACAAUUUAAAGAAAAUCUUCAAUCUUCUAUCAGGUUUUAGAUGUUUUGCAGCUUUUUAAUUUACAUCACAGUGGCAUCAUAGUCCUUUUUUGUGUGUGGUCAAGGUUACAUUAGUGUUAUCAUUUCCAUUGGUAGAAGACAAGACCUUUUCUCUCCAUGCUCUCUCCAAAUACAACACCGUCACCCCAGGAAUAAGAAAGCUGAUGCAAUAACACACAAGGAACAUUUUUCACAGUGUUAUCAAAGUUCCACUCCCUUGUUUAGUCUGGCAUCAUUAGACAUUUCUGGAUCCAAGUAUUUCUUCACUUCAAAAGAAGCAAACGAGCACUGAGGCACUACUGGGAGUAAAAACUGUGGCUGUUCUCCCCGGUUUUGCAAUAACAUUUAACAUUCAGACAUCCAUGACAAAGACGAUUUAUGAGGUCGUAACCAGAAGUAAGUUAGCUAGAUAGUUUACAUGUUGAUAGUUGAUAUACCAUACUCUGAUUCAAAUAUAUUUUUAAAAACACAACGAACAAAAAAUUAACAUGUAGCCCACUGCAACAACUGUAAAGGUAAAUGAAGACAGAAAUCUCAAUUCCAGCAAUGUUUGGAGGGUUAGUGAAGUGAGGCUUGUUGACAUAUGAUCAUUUGCUACUUAUGACAAUAAAGCACAUAUAAACAUAUCAACUCAGUGAAGAUGUAGGAUGUGGAUUCAGUUGUUCUUUUUGUACAUGUUAAAGAGAAGGCUUUGAAAAUGGACAAAACUUCAGUCAAGAGAACAUCUGAAAUGAGACCAUCUACAACAUUAUGUUACUGGAUGGUCUGGAUUUUUUACCAUGAACAAGUCCUGAAUACUUUGGAA
This is a messenger RNA of Pelmatolapia mariae (spotted tilapia), 1307 nucleotides long. RefSeq names its product ras-associating and dilute domain-containing protein-like. The transcript has 3 exons. Gene Ontology annotation, biological process: embryo development; receptor clustering; receptor localization to synapse. Gene Ontology annotation, cellular component: cell junction; basolateral plasma membrane. The record is from RefSeq and is a predicted model, not a curated record. NCBI's taxonomy places the organism in Eukaryota, Metazoa, Chordata, Actinopteri, Cichliformes, Cichlidae. The coding region runs from base 10 to 375 and encodes 121 amino acids. Gene Ontology annotation, molecular function: protein binding.